GGUAGUCGCGGAAGCGGCCGGCGGGAAUGCUCUGAACCUCAUUUUGGGAGGAAUCAAGUGCUUAUAAUAUGAUGAGAAAAGAUGGAAAACAAUGUUAUCAAUCCCUGAAGAACAUGAACAUUUUUAAUCGGGCACCAUAUUUUAAAUAGUUCUUGGCAUCAUAAAUGGUGCAUAUCAAAGCAGAGAUUGAUAAAAAUGGAACGUUGGAUUUUCUACAAAUGCUUAAUGGAAAGAUCUGCAAAAGACAAUUGCACCUGUCUUGCAUCAAAUUUGGAAGAAAUUUAUACAUUUAUUUGUUAAGUUAAAUUUCAGUUCAUAUAUAAUAAAUUAGAUCAUAAGCAGAAUAAAAAGAGAGCCUUUGUGGAUACUUGUAUUGAACAUGACUCAUGGAGAAGAUCUUGUCUCUGAGAUGCACCAGGAUUCCAUUGUUCUAACUUACUUAGAAGGAUUACUAAUGCAUCAGACAGCCGGAGGUUCGGGUUCUGUGGUUGACAAAAAGCCUACUAGUAAUGCUGAAGAUCAGAAUUUCAGUGUUUCUGGAAAUGCAUCUCCCAGCUGUCAGAGAGAUGGUGUUCCUAACACACAUACAUAUAGAAGUUCUGGCAUGUUGCAUCAUAAAAAGGCAAGACUGCUACAGUCUUCUGAAGACUGGACUGCUGAAAACAAAGGGCGAUUGUCUGAUUCUCUUGUGGAUAUAAAUGAGAAAAAAGAAGCAUUGUUGGCUGGCAUGGUUGAAAAUGUGCCUAAAAGCAAGCAAGAUAGCACAUUGCUAGCUUCCUUACUACAGUCAUUUAGCUCUAGGUUGCAGAGUGUUGCUUUGUCACAACAAAUUAGGCAGAGUCUUAAGGAGCAAGGAUAUUCCCUCAGCGAUGAUUCUCUGCAAAUGGAGAAAGACUUGAGGUGCUAUGGUGUUGCAUCCAGUCACUUGAAGACUCUGUUGAAGAAAAACAAAUUGAAAGAUGAAAAACUGGAGACUGGUCUGCCAGAGCUAACAACUAACCUAGUUCAAGAUCGGUUUAAAGAAUCUACACAUUCAGGACAGAGUGGUUCAAAAGUGAUGAAUGAAUCACUUUCUUGUGCUGCAAGAUUACAAGCUGUUGCAAGCAUGGUAGAAAAAAGAUCUAGUCCUGCUGCAUCUCCUAAACCCAGUGUUGCCUGUAGCCAACUUGCUUUGCUUCUUUCAAGUGAAGCACACUUGCAGCAGUAUUCCAGGGAACAUGCUCUAAAAGCACAAAAUGCCAAUCAAAUUGCAAGUGAGAGACUUUCAGCUAUGGCAAGGUUAAAAGAAACUGUUCCAAAAGAUGUUGGUCAUUUUAAACUAUCAAAAGGAAUGGAAAGCCAUCUGAAUGGUCAGGCAAGAUUUUCAAACAAAACAAUAACCAAUAAAAGCAAUAUCACAAAUUUUCAGAGUCAUAUGGGCAUAAUUCAUUCAUCUCCUAAAAUUAUAAGCUACAAGACAUUGGAAAAAAGUCAUAUGAAGCCACCUACCAACAGUAGUUUACUUUUGCACCUCCUGAAAAAUCACAGUGCUACUAAACAGAAUAAGCGAUAUGAACAAAAUGACAGGUCCAGCAUUUUUGAGGAAAGCAGUACACCAACUACUGUUGAUGAAUACUCUGACAACAACCCAAGUUUUACAGAAGAUGAUAGUAGUGAUGAUGAAAGUUCCCAUUCAAAUUGUCUUCCUAUAGAUUUGUCUUUCAAACAAAAAACAAAUACUCCAGAUUCAGGGCAAUCAGCUUCUCUAGACAAUUUAACUCAAUCCUUAUUUCAUAAUUGGGAAUCAAAAGUCCCAUGCCUGGAAAAUAUAGAAGAAAAGGAUCCCUCUAAAAACACAAAAUUGAAUCCACAUCAAAAAGUAACUUUACUCCAGUUAUUACUCGGCCAUAAGGAUGAAGACACAACAGCAAAAGUUAAAGAAACCAAAGGAACAUUAGUUCCAGCUGAUGUGGCAAAAUUUAAUUUUCCAAUGAGUAACAGAACUCCUGUCACUGACUCCUCUAGUACUAAUCGAAUAAUUCCAGUACAUACUCCUCCUUUACUAACUUCUGCAAAAGCAGAUUCACCUAUCAACCUUUCACACAAUUCUCCUUUAAUGAUAAAAUGUAAUUCACCACCAUAUACUUGCAUCAUACAGCCUGAGAGACUAAAUAAUCCAGCUUCUAAACACUUGAUAGAUCUUACUAUACACAAAGAACUUCAUGGAAGUAAACAGAACAAAAAAGAAACUUUACAAACAUCUUCAUCUUUCAGUGCAAGUAAACUAUUGCAAAACUUAGCUCAAUGUGGGAUGCAGUCUUCCAUGUCAGUGGAUAACCAAAGACAAACAAGCAAACAACUGAUGACUCUUAACACUGAGAAACCAGUAGGGUUGAUAGAUGGACUAAAUACUUCCCUACUUCCUAACACAUCAUGUACACUUGAAGAAAACAGAAUGCUCACUAAUCAGUUUCUCCCAGGAGAACAAAAACUUCCUGGUUCAGAAAUCCAGAAUCUGCUGGAACGACGCACUGUGCUCCAGUUACUUCUGGGAACCUCCAACAAAAAUAUGAGUGAAACAAAAGAGAAAAUGUUUUUAAAAGAAGAGAGCGUACAAGAUCCAACAGAAAAAGUUUUGAAUGAACAAAUAUUAACUGUAAAAAUAAAAGCUGAACCUUCUGAGGAAGAAUCCAGUGCCCUUCAGAAUUCAAAUGUUCAACAAACAAUUGAAAAUAUUAAUAAGAAAUUUCCAGAAAUGGCUAAUUCAUUAGAGAGAAAUAUAGCUAUUUCUACAGCAUCAGAAGAAUUUCAGUCCCACUCUCUUACAUCUCAAGAAUUUUCUUUUUCGAAGAAUGGCCUCCUAAGUCGAUUGCUGAGACAGAGUCAAGAUGGCUGCUCUGCAGAUAUUCUGGACAGGAGAAACCAUGAACCGACUUUUGUGGAAUCAAAAAGUCACAGUAUGCUCCCCAAAAAGAGAAAACUGCAUUUCGAAUCUUUAGAAGGUCCUUUAAAAAUACUAAAAAGUGACAAAAGUAGAAUAUCUGAUGUCACAAACAAUCAUAAGUCUACUGCAGAUGCUUUGUAUGGGAGUGGUCUUAACCAAAAAGAAUCUAAGUUCACCAGAACUGAUCUUGAAUUAAAAUAUUCUUCAGGUUAUGGGUCAAAUAAUGAAAGUGAAAACAUAAAUUGGUCUAGAGAAAGUAAAGGAUUUAAUGUACUAAAGCAACUGCUUCUAUCAGAAAAUUGUGAAAAAGAUAUGUCUCAGCAUAGAAAUCAUUUAUCAGUAACUGAUGGCAAAAAGAAAGGAAGCAAACAUAACCUAAGAAAUAAUGACAAAUUUGAAUUCAGUGUUUCUCCUGUACAUACACUAGUAGGGAACCCUGGGCAACCAAGCAAUUGCUUGGACUACCAAACAUUUCAAUAUUCAGUUGCUAUGAAGAGUCCUGCCAGUUCUCCCUUCACUGAACAUUUGGGAGGCACAGUAUCAUCAAAGCCAGAAUGUGACCAGUUUAGCAUUUGUCAUGUACCUAAUGAAAGGGGACCUCUAAAAUGGGUCAUCACUGAUUCUGACAAAAAUGAACAUGAGAGAGACUCCCCAAGACUGACCCAAACUAAUCCGAUAUUGUAUUACAUGUUACAAAAGGGGGGAAACCCUAUCAAUAUUCAGGAAACACAUAACAAAGUUGCUUGGAGAGAUAAAUCAUUGAUAGAAAAUUCAUCUUCUGUCACAAUGAAGAAAGAGUUAUCUCCUGUCAUAGAAUGUAAAACAUUUCCUAAUAGAAGAAGUACGUACAGUAGCCAUUCAAAUAAUAAGGUAUCCAUUCAACACAAUGGACAAGUAUAUGGAUUCUUAGAAAAGGUAUUAACCAUAAAAAAAGAACCAGAAUAAGUUAUAAUCUUACAAGGUGUUUACAGUCAGGUUUAAAUCUUUUCUUUGAAUAAAGUAAUGUAAAUCUAGCAUGAUUUGAGAAGAGCAUGGUAUAGCUGUGGUUUUGUUUGAUGAAAUUUUUUGCUGAUAUUUAAAAUGCAUACAGCUUUUGUUGUUUAUUUUUGCUUUAUAGGAAAUUUAUCACAAUACAUGUCAUCAUGACUUGUUAAUUAUAUAAAUGUCCAUUAGUAAUUUGCAACUGGAUUGUACUCAGUGAGUAACUGCUAUUACUGUCCUUGCACAUAAAUAUGUGCUGAUGUAAACUCAUAUAUCUUCCUUAUAUGUUUCAAAACCAUGCAAGUGAUACAUCACAGACUUCUCAAACAGCUGUAUGUGAUUUGUAUACACGGCAAAGAAAUCAUAUGGGCAGAUUUAUUUAUAUAUACCUGGACGAAUGCAGGAAUAACUACAGAGGCAGAAGCAACUGCAGUAAGAUAUGUACAAACAGGAUCAUGUUUAGGAGUACUGGUGUUACUCAUGUAAUGCAGUAUAAUUUAAGUAUAAGGUGGAAAUGCAUCAGUCAACAUUAUACAUUUUCUCUUCUCUCACCACUGGGCUAGUAACAUCUUGUGCUGUCUGCUCAUUUAUAAAAUGUGAAGAAUAUUUUUAUAUAUAUAAAUGGAUCGUCAUUCAGACCAAGUCAUUUAUUUGUUGUUUUUGUAAUCCUUAUCAGUGUUAACUAGAGAAUUGUGCACAAUGAAAUUUCUAGUGCUUCCAAAUGGCUUUUAAUUGUGUUUUGGUAAUCUGACAGAACCACAAGAAAUAUACUGUCUUUUCUCUAGUUGCCUUCCCUAGACACUCAGCUGAAAUAAAUUAAAAUCUAGGUUAUGACUUUAAAAAAGUAAUGAAGUUGGAUCAUAAAUUGCUGGCAGUAAAAGACAAGGCUCUUUCACCACUUUCAGUUGUUUCUUUAUUUACAUUUAUUCAAACUUUCCAGUGAAAUUAACAUAUGAAUAAAGUUGAAAGUUUCCAGAACCAAUGCUGACUUAUGCUUAAAAAAGAAUAUAUAUAUAUAAUAGUCAGUCCAUCACCGUGAUCUGUUUUUUUCAUGAAUUCAUAUAUGUAAAAGAUUUAUAUAGCUAAGAUGAAAGAUGUAUAAAUUAUCAGAUGGUCUAAAACCAGCUCAUGGUCAUUUUUUUUAGCUUUUUCUAUCCCAGCAAUAACAAAGAAAUUGUAAAUUGGAAGAACUGAAUGAUUUUAACAUUUGAAUGCCUUAAAAUAAAUAAACUCUAAAUUUGAAUAUAGAACUGGAAAAAAUUGUAAAGACUAAGCAGUCACUAGUGUAAAAGGUUUUAUUUUAUUGAUUCAUAGAAGACCAGAGAUGUAGGGAGGAAAGUGGCAAGAAACCUCACUAAUAAUUUUAUUAUCCUCAGAAUUCUUGGUUUAAUUUAUUUCGCUAGAUAUUAAAUUUAUGUUAAACAAAUUUCAAGGCUAAAUAAAAAAUAGCCAACAGUUUUUUAAUUUAGAAGAUUAGUUCUGGAGAAAUGGUGGAUUGAUUAACCACAAAUCCUAUGUAUUUAUAAUUUUGAACUACCCAAGGUUAUAUACUUUUAUAUAUAAUUUUCUGCAUUUCUUUUCAUCACAUUACUUGGUAACAAUUUUCACUGCAAUUAAAUCCAGAUCAAUUCAAGUCUUCCACGGAUUUGGGGGGAAAUUGCAUCUGUUUAAGGACAAAAAGCCAAGUUUAUUGCAGCUCAGCUCAAUAGCUUUAGCUAUGGUGAAAAUGUGUGUGUAAUAGUUAUUGGUGACUGACUAAACUUUUAUAUAUAAACAUACAUAUCAUUGUUUAGACAACAUUUUAACUUAAAAAGAGAAAGGUUAUGCUGAGGUUAGAUAAGAAGAAAGGUCAUCUAAUUAUAAAUCCAGAAAUUUAUUCCCGCAAUGAUUAAUAUGCCAUCAGAUGAUUCAUGAACAAAAUAUAAAUAGAGUAACAUCCUCCCAUUUAUGUUUUUCAGAAACUACCAUUGCUCCUUGAGAAGUUAGCCAUCAUAUCUAAGUGCCAUCAGUAACUUUCUUCUCCAUGAUUUUGCCUAAUUCCUCAUUACAGCCAUACAAAUUGGUGACCUAUACUAGUAGGAGCAAACUACAGUUAUGAGUUUUGCUUCAACUCUAAGAAUAUUAUUGAGGUUCAACUCCUAUGCUUGUUAUUUGAAGAAAAGAACUAAUCAAAUUAAAUUGAACUUUUUAGUUAGGGAUAUGUAUAACAUGGAAAAUGUGUUUUGUUUUUAAAUAAAACAAACACAUUGUGCCUUGGAAGUUCUGCUGAAUUAUUCCAGGCGGCUAUGAUGCAGCAGAACUGAAACCCAGAAUAUUUUGGUUGUUUUGAAGUCUGGAGGUCUCUUACAAGAGGGGUAGUGCAAAGCUGGUGUUUUUUCUCCCUUCUCUUCUGCAUGGUCUGUGCAUCAGCUCAUUCACGAAUCUUUCCAGUGCCAUCUUUUCCCUACUUCUCAUUAUGCUGUACAUCAGCAGCAGCUAAAGGCAAAUAGGGAAAGGAAGACUUGGGAAGAUUUAGAGGGUGGGCAUGCUAGUUGGAUAGGCAGUGUUGAAGCCAAAGACAUUGGCAACAAUUCCCAACCCCUUCCUUUAUAUUUUCUAGCUGUUAUCCACCAAUUAUUUCCUUUGCUUUUGCCCAUUGGCUCCUCUCCCCCUUCCCAGCAACACACACUUUGGCCUGGGUGGAACAUAAUCAGAAACAAACUUUCUGUGCAUGGAAUGAUUCAUGCAAAGAAUGUUUUGCAAGUUUUAAUAGACAUGUAUUAAUGCACUAUUAUGAUGCAGUCUUAAAAUGUCUUAAACAUUAUUUUGGUUCAGUAGACUCUAUUCAUAUACAAAUGGGGUGAGCAGCUUACUUUUUGCUUGUUUUGUUUUGUUUUGGCCUUACAGCUUUUAGAAUUAGCCAUUCUAAUACAGUAUCUCAUUUUUCAACUAUUAAUAGUUAUAUUUGAGAUCAUGUUUGAUGGGCUUGAAUAGUUUAUUGGGUCUCAGAGAAUAUAUUAUUGGGCCUUUCAAAAUUUUCUACAAUCUAUUGCAGACUUUUGUUAUUAAAUCAAUGUGUGUAAUUAUGAAUCAAAUAUUUGUAUCUAGGAAGAAAUACCAAGCUCAAAUGACCUGCUUAGGUACAUCUUUACAUUUCAUGCAGACUGGCAUGAAAAUCUGACUAAAACCUUUUUUGCAUCUUUUUUUGAUAUCACAGUAUUUAGUUGCUUUACUCUUCUUGCCAUUUCAUCAUUCAGAUACAUGUAUUAUUUUCAUGAUAAUCAUUAGUUAGGGUUACAUUUAGUAUUUUGUGCUCUAGUCAUAAGAGGCUUUAAUGAAUUGUGGCCUGUUCAACACAAACACUAAAGGGAUUCUGUUGUUAACAGCUUAUUUUCAGUUAGGUACUAUUUAUAUAAAUAUUUCACUUCUGACAGAUGUGAACCUUUCUCUAUUUUCUGACCAUAUUAGAAAUAUUUCAAACUGCAAACACAAAAUAUCACUUUCAGUGUCUCAACCCAAACAUUUACUUCCUUGACACAGCAUACCUCAGAAUUGGGUAGCAGUUAAAAUUAAGUUAUGUAAAUCACCUGCCUUAACUUGAUUCAUGUAAUGCAGUUAAGCAUUAGAUGCUGGGAACUAUGUGUGUGUAUGUAUGCGUCUGUAUUAUGUAUGUAUGUUUGUAUAAUCACAUACUCCUGGAAGUGGUUUAGUGUCAGUUUGGCCUCAGAGAUGGCUGAGAGCCAAGAAACAAAAAGCAGCCAAUUGGCUUUAAAAAUUAUUUUAGGAACUAAGGAUUAUCCACUCCUUCUGUUUGCCUCUAUUUUGAUUUCUCCCUCUGGAUCCUAUCUGAAUCUCCUAUGUAAAUUCAGCUACAGAAACAGAAAAUAUAAUUGAGACUACUGUGUACAGAAUUGGAGUCAGAGCUUAAUUGCAAGGUUACCAGAAAAAUAUAUACAAAACUAAUAGUAACAUUUAUCUCACUCUUCCACCAUUCUAGAAAAGCAAACAUAAAUUGAGAGUUCCCCAAAAUCUGGCAUUCUCUUUUACAAUUAAAAAAAGUUGUUUUAUUUUCCACACUUCCACAUGAAUAUGGUGGGGCAUACUUGCAAGUGAAUAUUCAUAAUAUUGGGUUGCACGACUAAAAUCCAUACAUACAAAUAAAUACUAUUCAGAAUUUGUGCAAGUGGAACACCUCCAUUUAUUCACUAAAACAGACUGACUUUUUUCAGGUUUCCAGGUGAACCUGAAAAACAGAUGCACCGCUUUAAGGAUUCUGAGUCUCAACACAAUACCGCCUUUUUUCAGGCUCCUGCAGAAAUCUGAAAAAAACCCCGCCAGGCUGCUCUAAUGAAUAGCAGGGAGCUACUGUAAUUUCCCAAGAUCAGAAACACUUGAUUUUUGAGGUAUACUCAACCACCUUAAACUAUGUACUUUCUAUAACAAGAAAUAAGUGUUUUUUUCUUAUACUUCAUUUUCCCCUGGACUGAUCAUUCAAUUAUGAUAGGGCUGUCACUGAUUAGAGCAAAAUAUUACCAGUUAAUUCUCUGCUGCGUCCUAGUUGAGUAAACUGGCAAGUUAUAUUUUAUAUCUAUAUCUAUAUAUAUCUAUACAUAUGUA
Molecule: messenger RNA, 8500 nt
Organism: Python bivittatus (Burmese python)
Lineage: Eukaryota; Metazoa; Chordata; Lepidosauria; Squamata; Pythonidae
Gene: NRIP1
Product: nuclear receptor interacting protein 1
Biological process (GO): circadian regulation of gene expression; negative regulation of transcription by RNA polymerase II; cellular response to estradiol stimulus
Cellular component (GO): nucleus
Molecular function (GO): nuclear retinoid X receptor binding; nuclear estrogen receptor binding; signaling receptor binding
Source: RefSeq, a predicted model, not a curated record